AUGGGCUUCCUGGCAGAGGAUCGCAUGUUAUUCCGCAACGAAUGGGGAACACCCACAUACGACCGAGUUCUCACGCGCGCAAAGAAACGAAACGAUGAGGAGAGCGCAUCUGGGUCGGAUUCAACAACGGGUAUCGAUCUCGCAGCUGCCAAGAAAGCGUACCUUGCGACGAAGAAGACUAUUCCCUUGUACAUUGGACUUGCAACGGGGUUCUGUGGGAGUUUCACCAGCUUCUCCACCUUCAUUCGCGAUGUCUUUCUCGCCAUGUCCAACGACAUUGUAGCACCAGGGUUUGGGACCACUGCGCAGAGUCGAAACGGUGGCUAUUCAUUUAUGGCCAUGCUGGCGGUCAUCAUUACGACAGUCGGCCUUUCGUUGGCCGGCCUGGUCUUUGGGGCACACCUUGCGAUUGCAACAGAGUCCAUCAUCCCAUCAAUACCAUACAACGUUGCUAGGAAGGUCUUGGAUCCUCUGUUUGUCUUGCUAGGAUGGGGUUGCUGGCUAGGUGCAGUCCUCAUGUCCAUCUUCCCUCCGCACGACCAGUGGCGUGGACAGGCAACGUUUGCCCUUGUAUUUGCGCCUCUUGGGUGUCUCGCCAGAUUCUACCUUGCCAUCUAUCUGAACGGCAAGAUGGCGUCGUUCCCACUAGGCACAUUUGCUGCCAAUGUUCUUGGGACUGCAGUUUUGGGCAUGGCGUGGGACGUGGCUCACAUUCCGAGUGGUGGCGUCAUCGGCUGCCAGGUCCUGCAGGGCGUAGAAGACGGAUUUUGUGGCUGCUUGACGACGGUGUCGACGUGGGUUGCCGAGUUGAAUAGUUUAAGGAGGAGACACUCGUACAUAUAUGGCGCGACAAGUGUUGUCGUCUCGUUUGCGGUCAUGGUACUGAUAAUGGGAGGGUUGAGAUGGACAGACGGAUGGGCUGCUUUGUUGUGUUAG
Pochonia chlamydosporia 170 is the source of this 936-nucleotide messenger RNA. RefSeq names its product CrcB-like protein. NCBI's taxonomy places the organism in Eukaryota, Fungi, Ascomycota, Sordariomycetes, Hypocreales, Clavicipitaceae. Gene Ontology annotation, cellular component: membrane. Gene Ontology annotation, molecular function: fluoride transmembrane transporter activity. The transcript has a single exon. Gene Ontology annotation, biological process: fluoride transmembrane transport. The record is from RefSeq and is a predicted model, not a curated record. The coding region runs from base 1 to 936 and encodes 311 amino acids.